AUGCCAAGGUCGCCGCCCAAGCCCCGUCACGCCGAGGCCCAGAGAGGGCAGAUCCGGUGGGCGCCGGCGCAGAUCUGGCCGCACACCACGCCGAUGCCGCCAGAUCCACCGCGGAAUGCAGCCUCCGACGAAGGAGCACUGGGGGAGCCGGGCGGCCGCAUCCGCCCCGAGCCGCCGGUGAAAAGGGGGAGGGCCCCGCCACCGCCUUCACUGCGGGCCGCGCGAGCUUCCGGCGGCCCGCUCGGGCAGCAACGCGGCGGGAGGUGGCGGCGGGAGUGGUUGCGGCGGCUAGGGCGGAAUCGAUUCGCGCGCGCGCGCCCUCCCUCCCGCCAAUUCCACUUCUUCGCGUGGGAAACACACGCCACCGGCCCCACCUCGCGCCGGUCCAUAGAUGGACAUGGAGAUGGUCAGAUGCAGAUGGGGAAUAAGGAAGCGGGCAAGGGCAUGGAAGCGGUCUGGGGUCGCCGGCGAACUGCCCCUCCGCCGGAGGAUGACGACGGCGAGGUCGAGAGGUCCAGAGCCACCAAGGCCAAGAACGACCCCCUCUCCGUCUACGAGGCCACGCUGCUGAAGCUGCGACAUGGCUCGGUACAAGCUUUCACAGCCGCCCUGCCGGAUGGGGAUGGCACAAACGGAGGCGGCGAUGAUGGAGCUGCUAGUGCUCAGGGCAAGCAAACAAACUGAGGGAAGGAAGGGCAGCCAGGGGAAACGACCGCAUCUGAUGGUCAAGAUGCGGUGCUGUAUUGUGUUUUGGUUUUCAGGCGUAUUUGUAUUCAUUGUGUUACGGUAAAAAAUACAAAUAAGAUUAUUUGUUGUUAUGGUCUAUAUCACUGGCUCCCUGCUGAACAAGGGGGGUCUGGCUGUGGGCGCACCAUAACUGUCAGAUAUAGCACUGAAAUUUCCAACUUGGUUGGCUCAACGAUCUGAGAACUAGAGGUUGCUUGUUUUUGUUCAGUUUGACUGUCUGAAAAGACUCGAGAUGUAGUAAACCUCACUGUAUAAGUAUAACUGGCACAAUUAUAAUGCUUUCGUAUUAAUCAAAUAAAGAUCUUGAACUGUA
Panicum virgatum (switchgrass) is the source of this 1060-nucleotide messenger RNA. RefSeq lists its product as uncharacterized. NCBI's taxonomy places the organism in Eukaryota, Viridiplantae, Streptophyta, Magnoliopsida, Poales, Poaceae. Bases 1 to 684 code for a protein of 227 amino acids. The record is from RefSeq and is a predicted model, not a curated record. The transcript is spliced from 3 exons.